CACACACACAAACACACACACACACACACACACACACAGUCAUACAGACACACAACACUCUGUGUUAUCUUCCACCUCUCAGCGCUUUGCAUUUUUACCUGCAGUGGACAUCACGCACUGUCACCCAUCCACGCGCACCCCCCUCCUUCCCCCAAUUCCCCCUCUCGCGCGCGCACGCACGCACGCACGCACGCAGCAGCAGCAGCACCACCGAGGGAGCGAUCAAUACACUAAAAGCCCGGAGAGGAUUUUUGUACCGGAGCGGAAAGAAAAGACGCGUCGCGCGGGAGCUGGGAGAACUGGGAGGACCGGAGGACAAACAGCAGGAAUAAUGAAGCUCGGCCGCCAUGUCUAAAGCGACGGUGAAGAAGCUGCACUGGCGCUCCAAGGUGCAGGAGAGCUUCGUGCCGCUGGGCGGCGGCUCCGGGGAGCUGGGGCUCGCCAUCGGGGGCGGGGCCGACUACGGCGAGUUUCCGUUCGUCACAGCGGCCCACGGGGGCGGAGCCACGGUCGGCGACAUCAUCCUCGAGAUCGGGGGGACACCCGUGUUAGGGAUGACCCUCGGUGAUGUCAGAGGAGUCCUCAACUCCUGUCCUCAUCCAAUCAGAAUCAAGACCGUCUCGCCGGGUUCGUCCCUCUGUAAGGACCUCAGGUUGUACCUCAGUAAAUGUUUUACUCCGGGCUCCAUGGACAGUCAGCUGCAGCAGCUCAUCAGAGAGAACCUGUACCUCCGAGCUGUACCCUGUACGACCAGGCAGCCUCGGGACGGGGAGAUCACGGGCGUGGACUACAACUUUGUGUCCAUCGAGGAGUUUUUCUCUCUGGAGGAGUCUGGAGCUCUGCUGGAGAGCGGCAAGUUCAAAGGGAACUACUACGGGACGCCCCGCCCAGUCCACAUCGGUCCGGAGAGUCCACCAAUCACAUACCAGGAACAUCGAAACCUGCUGAGGAACUUCAGGACGAGAAGCAAAUCUCUGAGCAACCUGGAGAAAGCUGUGGAGGAAGGAGACAACAGUGAGGAGGACAGCGGACUGUCGGCAGGAUCUGCCGGAGUCCCGCCCACCACCCUGCCUCUCAGCCAAUCGUGGGAGUCGGCUGUGGGGAGUCGGGAGGGAAUGGAGAACGGAGGAGGAAGAGGAGUAGGGAGAGGAGGAGGAGGAGGAGGAGGAGGAGGACCGCUGCCUGAAAACUGGGAGCUGGCGUUCAGCGAUUCAGGAGAGCCGUACUACAUCGAUCAUAACUCAAAGACGACCAGCUGGCUGGAUCCUCGAACUCUUAACAAAGAGACGACUCCCUUUACAGAACUGCCAGAGUUCACGGAGCAGCCCAGUCAGCUGAAGGGUUACUCCAUCCACACCCGGCUCUCCAAAGGCCCUCGAGGUUUCGGCUUCAACAUCGUGGGAGGAAGUCGAGCCCGAGAGUUUCUGCAGGUGUACAGUGUCACACCUGGAGGACCGCCAGCACUCACCACAGCGGACAUCCUGGUCUACAUCAACGACAGCUGUGUGUUGGGUCGCUCCCAUAAAGAGGUGGUGGAGAUGCUGAAGUCGGUGCCGAUGGGUCAGAGUGUGGACGUGGUGCUGAGGAGAGGCUACCCGAUGCUUUAUAACCCUGAUGGAUGUCCCAAACAGAGCCUGGAGACGCAGCCACAGACUCCCAGCGAGCCUCCAAACCCCCCCAAUGUGAACCGCGGCCUGACGCACCUCACCUACAGCCGGACGCCGGACGCCAACGGCAGCACGCCAGUAGUGGGCCAAACCCCGCCCUCCUACGCUGCUCCGCCAAUGACGAACGGGCUGAUAGGCCCGCCGACCCCCACUUCCUCUGACCCCCCCCUGGGUCCACCCCCCCUUCCAGAGAGGACAGCAGCCAUUAAUCACAGUGACUCUGAUGGCGUACUGUCCAACGCUGGAACACGAAGAUCUUCUCUGAUUCGCUUCAACAGCAGCACUCUCCCCGCCUUCUCUUCCUCCUCCCUCCUCCACCAUCAGAGCUCCAAGUCUUCAGAGAGUGACCUGUCUACGUCAACGCUCCCAAUCUCCUCCUCCACGCUCCCCAUCUCGUCCUCGUCCUCCCACACUCUGUCCAAACUGCCCCUCUCUCUGCCAGAGACCGGCCUGCUCCAAAACUCCACCAGCCCCAGUACCGCUAACAACCCCACCUCCUCCACACCUCCUGGGGCUCCUGUGCAACGCCCACCAAUGCCCCAGACUUCCCUCGCCCUGACUCCACCCAAAGACGUCCCACCCUGCGGCUUUAAUGGCUGUCCAGCCAAUCACCAAGCACCCUCCCCACCAUCCCAAAGAAACUCUGGGCUGGUGCUCCCCCUCGGGGCAGGGUCGCCCGGCUCAGCUCGGAGUGGGGAGCUUGUACCGGUGGCCCUCGGGCGAAGUGAGAGUGGGGGGCUUGGGUUCAGCGUAAUGGCCGGGGGGCAAGGAGGUCAGCUGGCAGUGGUGAGGCGGGUCUGGGAUCGAAGGCACUGCCCCUCGCUGCAGCCGGGGGACGCUAUAGUGAAGAUCAACGGGGCGGACGUACAGAGCCUCAGCUUCUCCCAGGUCCAGAGAGUCCUGCAAGAACACACCAACCAGGGAGAGGUGGUACUACUGGUCUACAGAGGAGGUCCGAUGUCUUCCCCAGUCGUCACCCCUAACCUCUACAAGCCCCUUCCCUCCCCACACGGCCUGGCCACCCCUUCUUCCUCCCACCCCUCGACUUCAGCCGACUUGCCUUCCCCGUCCACGUGUGCCUUGGUCCCCCCACUCAGCCAGGCUGGCGUGGUCCUGGAGAGUCCCCAGGAGGGGCACCUACCAGCAGCAGGGACCCACCAAGGGGCCCCUCCCGCCCAGACGCCAAACGGGCCCCCAGCCUCGGCCCUCAUCCAGAGCACCAGCUUCCUGGACUCGGUUCCUGUGACGCUGACCUUGGAGCCACGUGAUCUGCUGGGAGUGGAGGAGAGCGCCGGGGGCCCUCCUCCCACCAGAGGGGGGGGCGCCCUGGGAGCCACAGCCAAGGAUGGGAGAGGAGGAGUAAAGACAGUGGAAGUGGAGCUGAGGAGAAGGUCGGGAGAAGGAUUUGGAUUCGUCAUCGCCUCUCAGGAAGUGACCAACGGGGCCCCCUCCCUGAUGUCUCACCGGUUUGUGACGGUGCGCCGUGGUAGCCCUGCGGCCCGUAGCGGGCAGAUCCAACCCGGUGACCAGCUGGAGGCGGUGGAGGGCCGGCCGGUCGCAGGUCUGCAGCAUCGAGACCUCGCCCAGAUCCUGAGGAGAGCCGGGAACACGCUGAGACUGAGCAUCACACCGAGACACCACUCGUCCCCUCUGUCAGAGGCAGCAGAUCUGGAUAUGGACGGCCGGUUGAUGAAAGGAUCCAGAGGGAGGUCAAAGGACGAGGCCAGGUUCUACAACGUGGAUCUGGAGCGAGGUCCUACAGGUUUCGGUUUCUCUCUGAGGGGGGGCAGCGAGUACAACAUGGGACUCUAUGUUCUGGGACUGAUGGAGGGGGGGCCGGCCCAACGCAGCAACAAGAUACAGGUGUCGGACCAGCUGGUGGAGAUAAACGGAGACAGUACAUCGGGGAUGACUCACAGUCAGGCUGUGGAGCAGAUCAGGAGGGGGGGACACCGAAUCCACCUCAUCCUCAAGAAAGGAAACGGCUACGUGCCCGACUACGGCCCUGAGGAAGGAGCCCUCUCCCCCUCCUCCUCUUCACACACAGAGGAGACACAUGUGGAAACAGUAACCGUGACAACCGCCUCCCUCGGCCAGCAGCAGAGGGGAGGAGGUGGUACAGAAGGAGUAGGAGUAGGAGGAGGAGGAGGAGGAGGAGAGAGGAGGAAGACGAGGAGAGAGGGAGAAACCAAACGAAGAACAACAGGAGGAAGAGGAGGGCUAGGGCCUCCUGAUUUGGACCUAGACGCGGUGGAGAAGGAGGCACGAGAGGAAGAGGAGGAGGAGGAGGAGAGGAGGAGAAGCCAGACUGUCAGGCAGAAGGGGAAGCGGGAGAACCAGAGGGAGCAGGGGAGGAGGAGCAGAAGCUUACCCAGGAUCAGUGCUCGAUCCUGGGACGCGUUGCUUCCACCUGAGGGGGUGGAGGUGGAGGCGGAGGAGAGGAGGAGGAGGAGCGAGACGAAGAGCAGGAGGAAGGCGACAGCGGGCAACAGAGAGGGGGAGGAGAGGCGGGAGAGAGGCGACAGCACCGCCCGCCGCGCAAAGCAUUCUGGGAGUUCCGGUGCGCCUCAGAAGGCCGUGUUUUCUUUCCUCAUGCCGAGGGACGACGAGAGCGAAUUCGACAGCGAAUCAGCAGCCAGCUUCUCAGAGGUCAGCCAAUCGGCAGCCAGCGUCGCCACGGCCGCCGGGUGGAGGGAGGAGUCCGACUGGAGGAGAGCCGAGUCGCCUUGGCAACAGGGGAAUGCCCCGGGCCCCUGGCUGAAGCCGAGCCCACAGAAACUGACAAAAGUUUUGAUUGGCUGUCGGCUCGGUGGGCGGGAAGCUCUCUCUCUCUGAUUGGCUCACAGCGAGGACAUUCUCAUUUUCUCUUUCGCUGAUAUACUUUAGUGGCUACUUAUAAGGGCUUUUUUGAUUGGCCUGCUCACAGAAGACCCGCCUUUGCCUGCGUCUUAUUGGAUGACAGCAGACAUUUUCCAUUUCCUGCUUGAAGGAUUAAAAAGCAAGCAGACAAGGACUUGUUUUUGAUUGGCUGGUGGGUGGGUUUUGAGGCCUCUGAUUGGCCAAUGACAUCACAGCUGCACACACAGCCGCCGAAUUAACCAAGAAUAUUGCUUUCAUUUUACCCAUCAUCCCUCAGUGCAUCCUGAGACCUGUACCAUGAAGCCAUGGCGACAUGUUGCUGUUCCUAAUGCUAGAUUUGAUUUAUCAAAGACGCUAGCAAAGCAACACGGGACAGAAAAUAAUCACAGCAGAGACCACAGACAGGUCGGACCUCCGUGUUUAACUAAUCUAAACGUUACAGUUACGGCUGAAAAUGACAACAGAAAUAAACAAGUUAGCAGAUUUCACAUAUCUCUGUAAUUCAAAUGAACUGCCAUUUGUCCACCAGGAAGGGAUGUUUGUGUCAGCGCGACGUCACGGAGACUCGAUCUCUGGUAACAGAGACACACACAAGACACACCUUCCCGUUGGAGUAAUGGAGAUAGAAAUACAGUGUUUCCUUUAGGAUUUUUUUUUUUUAGCAGUGGGGGCAGGUCUGUCCGAACCAUAGCCUGUAUAAUAUUAAUGGACAAAG
This is a messenger RNA of Sander lucioperca (pikeperch), 5241 nucleotides long. It is a transcript of the gene magixa, whose product is annotated as MAGI family member, X-linked a. Gene Ontology annotation, cellular component: cytoplasm. Bases 348 to 4502 code for a protein of 1384 amino acids. Gene Ontology annotation, molecular function: protein binding. The record is from RefSeq and is a predicted model, not a curated record. NCBI's taxonomy places the organism in Eukaryota, Metazoa, Chordata, Actinopteri, Perciformes, Percidae. The transcript has 21 exons. Gene Ontology annotation, biological process: signal transduction.